AUGGUGAAAGGGCGGCAGGGUGAGAGAGUCCGACUAUAUGUCCGGGGAACAUGCAAUGGUUGGUGUCGGUCGAAGUCGAACCUGUAUCCAAACACGUCGUUGAUACACAUAGAAGGAGUGAACACACAGGAGGAGGUUGGGUGGUACCUUGGUAAGAAAAUGGCGUGCAUUUGGGGCAAAGUUGCUCGCCCUCACGGUAACAACGGCGUUGUUCGCGCCAAAUUCAAAUCUAAUCUUCCCCCUAAAUCAAUGGGUGCUAGGGUUAGGGUCUUCAUGUACCCCUAG
This is a messenger RNA of Erythranthe guttata (spotted monkey flower), 285 nucleotides long. The record is from RefSeq and is a predicted model, not a curated record. Lineage: Eukaryota; Viridiplantae; Streptophyta; Magnoliopsida; Lamiales; Phrymaceae.